UAAUUUUAAUGAAAGUUAAAUUAAUCAUUUAAUUAAAUUAAUAAUCAUAGUUAAUUAACUUAAAUCAUUAAGUUUCUUUUAAUUUGGUCAAAGUCAAAAGUAUCUUUCUUUAUUUCAAACUUCACCCAAAGCUUUUAUGAUUAGGCAAUUCAGUCCUGAGGUUUCAAACCCUUUUAAAUCAAUCUUCCAUGUUUUUGAACUUAAUCAAAUCAGUCCUUUUAAUCUUUGUUUGUGUUUAUGGUGCAUGCAUGUCUUCGAUUUCCUCCAUUUUUGUAAUACCCCAAAAUUUUGUGAUAUUUUAGCAUUAAGUGAGGACCUUUGUGAGAGGAAAUAUGGUUUUGGGACUUAAUAGCCAAAGAUUUCAAAGUUCAGGGACUUAUAGGAGGAAAAUCUAGAAGGGUCGGCUACUUUUCUUUUUCUUCUUUCUUCUUCUUCUUCUCCCCGUUGCAGCCACCCGAAAGAAGAAAAAAAAAAAAGGGAACCCGGCACCAGCCUUGGAGAAAUCGGUAGAAAGCUUGAAAUUCCCCAUUCUUUCUUGUUCAAUAACCAGAUUUGGAGCUUAGAAUUGCCCCCCUCUCUGCAGAAAUCCGGAUCUACUCUGCUCUGCUCUGUCUUCACUGCCGGCUGCUCCUGCUUUGUGGGGUGCGAAUUGCUCGAGUUUUUGGUAAGAAACAGCUCGAAAUUCCCCUUUUCUCACUUGAUUUGGCUUGGGUUUACUCUAAACCCUCUUGAUUUCUCCAAUUUUCCGUGGAUUGCGUGAUUUUUCUCCUGCAGAUUGCCGCCGGCCUUCCCCCAAUUGCAGUCCGGUUUUGCUUGUUAAAUUCCGGAAGCGAAACCGAGGACGGGGAAACCACGGGAAGUGACGAGUUAAAAACCUAGCCAUUUCAAGAUUGAUAUAGAUUUUAGAUAUAGAUCAUGAUCUUGUAAACUGGAUUUUAAUUGGAGAUUUUAUAAAUUCAUUGAAUGGAUUGUUAGUUACAAGAGAUUUGACCUUGAGAUUUUGGUGGUAUCAGAUUGAGAUUGUGAUAUGAUAAGUUCCGAGCCUUGUGUAUUUGU
Messenger RNA from Rubroshorea leprosula, 1056 nucleotides. The record is from the annotation of a GenBank genome assembly. Lineage: Eukaryota; Viridiplantae; Streptophyta; Magnoliopsida; Malvales; Dipterocarpaceae.